Molecule: messenger RNA, 759 nt
Organism: Scutellospora calospora
Lineage: Eukaryota; Fungi; Glomeromycota; Glomeromycetes; Diversisporales; Gigasporaceae
Source: the annotation of a GenBank genome assembly
AUGAGUAGUCAAAUUGAACCAGAUAACUCAUCAUCAAACCAAUAUGAGACUCCAUUGUGUAGAGAUCAAAAAACUCCGAAAAAAGGAGAAUAUAAAAAAAUUUUGAAAACUCAUUACCUUUUUCGUUAUUAUGGCUUAUGUACAAAAGGAGUAUUUCAUUCGGGAGUUGAAGUAUUUGACAAAGAAUACAAUUUUGGAGGACAUGAUUUUGAUGCUACUGGUGUGUUUCUUAUGAAACCCAGAACUGGACCACCUAAUGUGACAUUCAAAGAUUCAAUUUUUAUGGGAUAUACGUCUAUGACUAAAGAAGAUGUAAAGAAUGCUAUCAAUGAAUUAUCAAAAGAGUGGAGUGGAAAUAGUUAUAAUUUGAAUUGUAAUCACUUUUCUAGUGAAUUAUGUAAAAUAUUGGUUGGAAAACCUGCACCAAAUUGGAUAAAUCGUGCUGCGAAAUUAGGAACACUCUUUCCAUGUAGGUUAAAUAUAAAUAAGUAUAUAUGUGUUGUGCCUCGAUUUAUAUUCUUUUUCAUUCUCGACUUUUUGAUGGAAUCUUCAAUUAACAAAUUUAAUAAAUAUAUGGUUAAAACACCAGGUAUAUGGAAUAAUACCUGGUUAAUGAAUACUUUGGAUAAACAUUUUAACAAACAAACACGUGUAGUUCCUAAUGAUUGGAUCGAAGCACCAGAAGGCGUUGAUAGUGAAAAUGGCUUGAUUAUCGCAACUGACCCUGUCAAAAAUGAAGAAUCUAUUCAAGAAUCUUGA